This is a messenger RNA of Cinclus cinclus, 867 nucleotides long. RefSeq names its product glucosamine-6-phosphate deaminase 1 (gene GNPDA1). Gene Ontology annotation, molecular function: glucosamine-6-phosphate deaminase activity; identical protein binding. The transcript is spliced from 6 exons. The record is from RefSeq and is a predicted model, not a curated record. Lineage: Eukaryota; Metazoa; Chordata; Aves; Passeriformes; Cinclidae. Bases 1 to 867 code for a protein of 288 amino acids. Gene Ontology annotation, biological process: N-acetylneuraminate catabolic process; N-acetylglucosamine catabolic process; D-glucosamine catabolic process. Gene Ontology annotation, cellular component: cytoplasm.
AUGAAGUUGAUCAUCCUGGAGAAUUACUCUCAGGCCAGCGAGUGGGCGGCCAAGUACAUCCGCAACCGCAUCGUGCAGUUCGGGCCCGGCCCCGGGCGCUUCUUCACGCUGGGGCUGCCCACAGGCAGCACCCCCCUGGGCUGCUACAGCAAACUGGUGGAGUAUCACCGCAACGGGGACCUCUCCUUCAAGUACGUGAAGACUUUCAACAUGGACGAGUACGUGGGUCUCCCAAGGGAUCACCCAGAGAGUUACCAUUCCUUCAUGUGGAAUAACUUCUUCAAGCACAUUGACAUCUCACCAGAAAAUGUCCACAUCUUGGAUGGAAAUGCCCCUGAUCUCCAGGCAGAGUGUGAUGCAUUUGAGGAGAAAAUCAAAGCAGCUGGAGGCAUAGAGCUCUUUGUUGGAGGUAUCGGCCCCGAUGGUCACAUCGCCUUCAACGAGCCAGGAUCCAGUUUGGUGUCCAGGACACGAGUGAAGACCUUGGCCAUGGACACCAUCCUGGCCAAUGCCAGGUUCUUUGAUGGUGACCUCUCCAAAGUGCCCACCAUGGCUUUGACAGUUGGAGUAGGCACUGUCAUGGAUGCCAGAGAGGUGAUGAUCCUGAUCACAGGAGCCCACAAAGCCUUUGCUUUGUACAAAGCCAUCGAGGAUGGUGUGAACCACAUGUGGACGGUGUCGGCCUUCCAGCAGCACCCCAACACCGUGUUCGUGUGUGACGAGGACGCCACGCUGGAGCUCAAGGUCAAAACAGUGAAAUACUUCAAAGGUUUAAUGCUGGUUCACAACAAGCUCGUGGAGCCCUUGUACAGCAUGAAGGAGAUGGGAACAGAGAGGAGCCAGUCCAAGAAGCCAUACAGUGAUUAA